GCACAUAUUACCCAGUAACUUGAUUGUAAAAUACGGAAAAAACGAAUCUAAUUACGAAUCACUUUUGAGUCACGGAGAACCAAUUAUUAUAUAUAUGCAUGGAAACUCUGGUACCCGCGCAAAUGAUCUACGGUUAGAAUUGUAUAGAAAACUCCAAAAUAUUAACUGCCAUGUGAUAGCUGUAGACUACAGAAGUUAUGCCGAUUCCACAGACGUCGAACUCGACGAGACCGGCUUAGUAUCGGACGUAAUGGAAACAUUUAAAUGGAUUUAUAAACGCGCGAAAGGAGUACCGAUUUUUGGUUGGGGACACUCUCUUGGCACUGGAAUUGGAGCACACGCGUUUUCGUUAUUAGAAAAAGAAAACAUCCAUCCAAGUGGACUUAUUUUAGAAGCUCCAUUCAACAAAAUUAGUGAUGCAAUCAGGGAAUAUUCAACUACUAAAGUUCUUCGCUAUUUUCCUUGGUUCGAUUUUUUCAUCAUUGAUCCAGUCAUUGAAAAUGGAAUUGUUUUUGAUACAGAACAAAACUUGAAAAAUUCAAAAGUACCAGUGCUUAUAUUGCAUGCACGAGACGAUAUUAUAAUACCAUAUCAGCUCAGUGAAAAUCUGUAUAAUUACAUCACAACAACUCGGGAUAGUGCAUUGACUGAACUAGUUUUGUAUGACGCCAAAUAUGAGUUUGGCCACCAAUUAAUUUGCCGGGAUAAGGAAAUUGAAAAGAAGAUUAAGAAAUUUAUUCAGAAUUGUCUAAAAUUACGUAUUGAUUGACGAAUAAAUAUAAGCAUGAAAAAAUUUCCAUCACAUGUCACGUAUUCAUAGUUAUUACAAUAUGAUAUUGUCUAUUAUACGUUAUGAUACAAAAUUCUCAACCUUCAAUCGCAUUAUUGAGAUUAUGAGAUUAUUUAUUAUCUUUUUUAAAUUGUAUCAUUUGUUAAAUAUUUGCUGUGAAGUAUUUUAACAACGUAUAUUUUGAAAACUCGACUUUAACUAUAGUACUAUACUUACCUAUAUUAUAUUGAAUGCUCAU
Messenger RNA from Melanaphis sacchari, 1028 nucleotides. RefSeq names its product monoacylglycerol lipase ABHD12-like. The record is from RefSeq and is a predicted model, not a curated record. Lineage: Eukaryota; Metazoa; Arthropoda; Insecta; Hemiptera; Aphididae. Gene Ontology annotation, molecular function: monoacylglycerol lipase activity; phosphatidylcholine lysophospholipase A1 activity. Gene Ontology annotation, biological process: phosphatidylserine catabolic process; monoacylglycerol catabolic process. Gene Ontology annotation, cellular component: endoplasmic reticulum membrane.